Musa acuminata subsp. malaccensis (wild Malaysian banana) is the source of this 1164-nucleotide messenger RNA. The record is from RefSeq and is a predicted model, not a curated record. NCBI's taxonomy places the organism in Eukaryota, Viridiplantae, Streptophyta, Magnoliopsida, Zingiberales, Musaceae.
GGAUUGCCGUCUCUCUGUGCUGUGCUGGAGAGGCCCUGAACUCGCCGAGUCUCCAACACAACCCUAACUCUUUAGUCUCCUCCAUCUCCUGCCUCUCCUGUUUCGUCGCCCUCCUCCCCUUUCUUCUCCUCUCGUCUCCCCUCCUUUCUCGUGAUCUUCUCUCUUCGUUUCUCCUAUUACACGCUGAGGGACUCGCUUGGGAUCUUGCUAUGCCCUAACUCUUUCCUCGUUCACACGCUGCUGCCUCCGCCUUCCCUCUUCCUCGUUGCACACCGUAGCCGUCAAAGAACUGCGAAGGGCAGGUUGUAGACGAAGUAAAGCAGCAUGGUGCAAUUUAAAAAUAGAUAUAUGGUGAUGGAAAUUUUUAUUGAUGGAGAAAAAGAAUUGGUUGGUGGUGACCCAAAAAAGAUUCUUAGCUCAAACAAUGUCUCCAGAGCAAUUAAGGAUAGCAUUCAGUUGAAUUUUGGGGAGUGUGGUCUUGCCCUAUCACUUGGAUCAUUUCAAGUGAAAUAUCUCAAUGCCUUGACAAAGAUAUGCAUCAUCCGAACAUCUCAUGUGGAUCACCGAAAAGUUUGGUCUGCUAUAACAAUGAUAAGGAGCAUUGGGAAUUGCCCAGCUAUGUUUAAUUUACUUGACUUGAGUGGAAGCAUCAGAACCUGUAAAACAGCAGCCUUGAAGUGUGAGGAAAUGAAGUUUGAACAAUACAUAGUGGCUGCUGGAGAUCACUGUCCACAGGAUAUCACUGAUAUUAUGAAGGAAAGCAUAGACAAAAUCAAUGCCUUGGAGAGCUAACAAAAGAGAACAAAGAACAAAGAACAGAGAUACGCGUAUACCUGUCUUUUGGCGAGAUCUAUAAGCGCUGAGGGGGGAAAUUGGGAGUUACCACACGUAACAGUUCCUUUGACAUUUCUGAGAUGCCGACCAUAAACGAGGAGAAGAAAUGAGACAGCUGUGACGGCCUGCGUGUUGGCCAUCGACGCCCUGUGUAUGAGACCGCCUGCACACUUGCUUGGGUUAUUACUUCUGCUCUAAACAGGGAUUUUGCACUACUAAUACAUAUGCAUUUUCUUCAUCAAUUAGACGUCUCCUGUACUAAUAUUAGAUUGUUUGAUUUCUUUAAUUAUUAACUAUAAUGUGUUUAUAUAUAUAUAAUCUUCUCGAGAA